Polychytrium aggregatum is the source of this 1267-nucleotide messenger RNA. RefSeq lists its product as uncharacterized. The transcript has 2 exons. The coding region runs from base 123 to 1205 and encodes 360 amino acids. The record is from RefSeq and is a predicted model, not a curated record. NCBI's taxonomy places the organism in Eukaryota, Fungi, Chytridiomycota, Chytridiomycetes, Polychytriales.
GGUCGGAGGAAAAGCCCACUCAGUGAAACAUUUAUGAAAGAAAUAUCAUCGCUCGCUCGUUCCCUUAACUUUGCCUCUUACUCCUUGCUCCAUAUCCGUACCCUUGUCUCAACUCCCAGGCCAUGUUCCUGCCAACCCACCUCAAUGAAAGUGUAAAACGAGAGCGGCUUGUCACCCCGAAUCUCGAUUUUGCAUGGCAAGAGAUGAAUAAUCGGCCCAAUAUUAGCCGACCUCCGCCUGCCUCCGGGCUUCCACCCUCUUCAUCUGACGCUUCAUACCGUCCGUUGCCUCGGCCCCCGUCACAAUUCCUGCCGAGCCCUCACGGCCCGGUUUCAUCCUCGGGGCAUCCUCAUCUUCGCCAUGCUCCGUCUACAGAUGGGCGUGGAUACCCGCCCCCGCCUCCUCCCUGGUACCAAUAUGCUGACUGUCCGUCUGGGUCAAUCCCAAGCCAAUAUUCGGCGACGUUGCCACAGUCGACUCCCUACAGCUCGUAUCAACUUCCAAGCGUCCCUUGUCAGCCGCAUUCCAGACAGCCGCCAGUCCAUCCACCAGAGACUCAAUAUAUCGGUGAUGCUUGGCCCCGAGCUCAUCAGCAUGGCCUUCACUACCAAUAUCCUGGGACCGUACCACGUCCUGCGAGCGACGGUUCUCAGCUCCCCUCUCAUUCGCCAAACCCUAUCCUGGACCAGGAUCUUCUCGCUGGUCCGUCUCAGGCUUCCACAGAUGUGGCAGUCGGAACUUCAUCCUUUCGUCGCCUUGCGCCAAAGCCGGUGAACCUUCCGCCUCCAGAACCACCCCUUCGCUCGAAAAGAGCCUCAAAAUCGAGAUUUUGUCGUUGCAACCUAUGCCGAAUCAAUCCGGAAGGGGGUCUCAUGAUCUCGGCAGCCUCCUUCUAUGAUCAUGCGCGAAACUAUGGAUACCCCGAUGGCGAAAAUCCAAUCAAAUCUCGCCGUCAGAAGCCAUCCGUCGCCAGAAGCAUAGCGCCUUUGACGCAAGAUCCGCCAAUUGUAUCGGCUGCCUCAGAUUCCGGUGGCCCUUCUCUCAUGGACGAACACAUAUCCAUCCAGGCAUCCGACCCAUCGUCAGCGGGAGGAUCCACAGCUGUUCCUUGCACUAAUCCAACUCAAUCUUCCCGACGAAACCCUCAAUCUCCAAAUGUUAUCGGUCUGUUGAAUCCGCUUCCCCGCUCUCUCGUGAUUCAUUGAACAGCAGCCGCUCACACUCUCCACGAUCAUCCCCUCAGACCUCAAUUCACCUAGUCCAGAGC